AUGUCCUCGUCUACUUCUGUCUGCCAGUCUCCUUCUCUCUUUCUCUCUCUUCCUGUUAUUCUUUCUCUCUUUCUUUACUUUUUUUCUUUCUCCUUUUUUCCAUUUUCUUUCAUUUUCUCUCUAUUUUUUUCUUUCACUUUUCUUUUCUUUCCUCUUUUAUUCUAUCUCUCUAUCCCUCACUCAUUCUUACUCUCCCUCCAAUUCGCAGAUUUUUUUUUUCUUUCUCUCUCUACUUUCUUUUCUCUCUCUCUCUCUCUCUCUUUUCUUUUUUUUUUUUCCCACUCUUUCUUUUUCUGGAAAAAAAAAAAAAAUAUUUCUUUCUCUUUCAUUGCCUUCUCGUCUACUCCCUCUCUCCCACUCACUCUCAUUUAUCUCCGUUUCACGUUCUUCUUUUCACCCUUUCUCUCCCUCUUUCUUCUUUUUUUAUAUAUUUCAUUUCUUUCUAUCUAUUUAUUCUUUCUUUCCCUUCUCCAGCUCUUCCUCUUCUUUUUAAUAUUUUUCUUUCUUUCUUUUUCAAACUUUUUAAUUCUUAUUCUUUUUGAUUUCUUUCUUUUCUAUUUUUUGCUUUCCUUCUUUCUUUCUUUUCUUUCUUUCUUAAAAUACCUUCUUUCUUUCUUUCUUUUUUCUUUUCUUUCUUUCUCUAAUCCUUCUUUCUUUCUUUCUUUCUUAGGCACCUUUUUUCUUUUUUCUUUUUUCUUUCUUUCUUUCUUAGGCUUGCCUUCUUUCUUUCCUUUUUCUUUCUUUUCUCUUUUUCUUAGGCUUGCCUUCUUUAUUUCUUAG
Acanthosepion pharaonis is the source of this 780-nucleotide messenger RNA. Lineage: Eukaryota; Metazoa; Mollusca; Cephalopoda; Sepiida; Sepiidae. The record is from the annotation of a GenBank genome assembly.